AUGCAAAUCACCUUCCUCCGCGGGCUUUUGUCCCUUGGGGCAGCACUCUGUUUGCUGCUUGGCGAAUUCUCCCCAGCAGCAGCAGCAGCAGCAGCAGCAGCAGACGCAGCAGCACGAGGUGACGAAGCCGCCGCCUCGCCACCAGCUGCUGCAGCGGGCAGAGCCCCUGCAGCAGCAGCAGCAGGAAGGCGACCAGCAGCAGCAGCAGCAGCAGCUCCCGGGGGCUCGAGGGUCACCUGGAGCGGCGCCGGAGGCCUUCCCCCUUUUGCUGCUGCAGCACAGAGGCCGCAGCAGCACUUUGCUGCUGCAGCAGAAAGGCCUCUUUUCCCCAGCUCUUCAACAACAACAACCCCACCCCGCAGCAGCAGCGGGGUUUUGGGCGACGAGGGGGAGGAGCAGCAGGACAUCCUGCACUUGCGGCCUGAGCAGCUGCAGCUGCUGCGCGAGCACCUGCAGCAGCAGCGGCAGCAGCAGCAGCAGCAGCCGCAGCAGCAGCCGCAGCAGCAGCCGGCCGGAGAGAAUGGCUCUGUGGGCCUGCUGAGCCGGGGCUUCCCAGCAGCAGCAGCAGCAGCAGCCCCUCGGCCGCUGGGGGGAGACAGAGCAGCAGCAGCACCACCAGCAAACCCCCCCGAGAUCAACAGGCUGCCGCCCCCAAGCAGCAGCAGCAGCAGCAGCAGCAGCAGCAACGGCAGCAGCAGCGGCAGCAGCAACAGACCUCUGUGGAGGCCCCCCACCCCCAGCCCCAGCCCCCCCAGCCACUGGGAGAGGCCUCAGCCGCAGGCGGCGAGAGCAGCUGAUGCUGCUGGAGAAGACAGCGACAGCGACAGCAGCAGCAGCAGCAGCAGCAGCAGCAGCAGCAGCAGCAGCAGUGAUAGUGAAAGCGACAGCGACAGCGACAGCAGCAAUGAUGCAGCAGCUGUUGAAGACCAUCUGCCGCACGAUUACCUCAGCGGUCUGCCAGAGGGCGAGACUUUGUCCGAAGACCUCCGAGAGAUCCUUAUGCAAGACGGCCGCACUUUGACAGUUUUGUCUUUUAAAGUGAAAGGCAACGGCAGGGCCAUCAGCAUCUCCUUUUUAUCUGCCUGGUCUCUCGCAGUUGAAAUCCGAGGAGAGAUUGAUAGAGAAACUCUCAUUCAACUUCUUGUCUCCGCCGUCUCCAAGGCCUGCGAGUCCGCCGAACACAUUAAAGACGGAGUCUUUACUGACGAACUUUCUCUUGACCAAGGACUGGUGGAUGUGGUGGUGGAGUGCGUAGUGCGGCCUGGGAAGGGAUCGAGCGAUCCCAUCGAUCCCGAGACCCCACAAGUCGAUCCCAUCGAUCCCGAGGCCCCAGAAGCCGAUCCCAUCGAUCCCGAGGCCCCACAAGACUUGCCCAUCGAUCACGAGACCCCACAAGAGAGCGAUCCCGUCGAUCCCCUGCCCUCACACGAAAGCGAUCCCAUCGAUCACGAGACCCCACAAGAGAGCGAUCCCGUCGAUCCCGUGCCCCCGCAAGAAAGCGAUCCCAUCGAUCCCGAGGCCCCACACGAAAGCGAUCCCGUCGAUCCAGAGGCCCCACACGAGAGCGAUCCCAUCGAUCCCGAGACCCCACAGGAGGGAGAAGCUGGAGACGCAGGCAGCGAACAAGUACCCCUUCCGGAGACGCAGCAGCAGCAGCAGCAGCAGCAGCAGCAGCAGCCAGAGCACCCGGAGGAUCGCGGAAGGCAGCAGCAGCAGCAGCCCCUGCAGCGGCCGCAUCGCCCGCCGCAGCAGCAGCAGCAGCAGCAGCAGCAGCAGCAGCAGCAGGAACAAGAGCGGCAGAAGAGGCUUAGAGCAGCAGCAAACUUCAGGAGAAGCGCAGUGGCUGUCUUGAUGAGGUCUAGGGGCUCGCAGCAAGCAGCUGAAGACCUCUUCGAGCUAGUCAGCCGCUUCGCCGUCUAA
Molecule: messenger RNA, 1920 nt
Organism: Eimeria necatrix
Lineage: Eukaryota; Apicomplexa; Conoidasida; Eucoccidiorida; Eimeriidae
Exons: 6
Coding region: 1-1920 (639 amino acids)
Source: RefSeq, a predicted model, not a curated record